UCUCGUCGAUCAUUUCGAGAGAGGCCUUCUGUUUACAAAUAGAAUUUUCGAAUCUUCUUAACGCGGACGUCUGUUGUGUGGAAACGAGGUGACUGAUCGACAAGAGUUUCGUGUUUCCCGUUUGAAAGUGAAUGCCAACAGCCUGAGAAAUGCAGCGCGCCAGCCCCAUGACUAUUCUGGAUCUUCCCGACUGCAUGCUCGAGAACAUUUUGGAGUACAUGAGCUACGAUGAAGUGGCUCGCAAGCGGAUUGUUUGUCGGCCGUUCGACAAGGCGGGUCAGCGGAUCCUCAACAGGGGGUUCAAUAAGAUGAUUAGGACUCACGCAGCGCACUUGAAACGAUUGAAAGCUUUGCUGCCGCGCCGCGAAUCGGAACGCAGAAAUCAUCCCCUGGCACGUCAUACGGACAUUCUUACGUGCAUUGAGACCCGAAUUUCAAUGCUCUCAAUGACUUAUUCAAAGUACAUCGAUUUGAACUUAUGCUGCUUCAUACCUGGCAAGGUAAUUGACGAAGUGUACAAUAUCUUCAAGUUGAUAAAAUAUGACACGAAACCGUUGCGUGCACAUGAAGUUCUUCAAGAACUUCGGGACAUCUCAUCGAUGGCCAUUGAACAUUUCGACGAGAAAAUUGCCAAUGGUUUGAAAAAGUCAUAUAUGAGCGCAAGUCCCGGAAGAUUGUCCGUUGCCGGAUCCAUAGGUUCCGGAAGCGAUCUUUUGCAUUUAACGCCACCUUCAUUGUCAGUAGACGACAUGGGCGAGGUAAUGCCCCGUCGUUGUGAUGGAGAAAAUAAUUGUCGCCAAGCCCGAAUGAAUAAAAUGGCACUAGUGCGCAUGGAAACGAAAUACAAAAAUGCAAUCAAGAAGUUCACUCAGAUGAUUCAAAUUCAGAACAAGCAAAUGCGUCACUUGCGAUGCAAUUCUCUAAGGAUUUCGCAAUUGACCUCAACAGUAGCUGACCUCAAGCGUCAAAUCGAAGAAUCAGAGGCAAAAAACCGUGAAAUCAAAGCCAACAUAAGUCAGAUUGCACAGGAAGCUGGUUCUUCCAUAUCAUCAGCACCAGUGCCAAUGCGCAAUAUCAAGCCUCGUGCAGCAACAAUCAUCCUGAAGCGAAGAAUCACGCAGUCGAUAAACGACACAACGGACUUCCCGGAGAUGAAACAGAUUAAAUUGGAUGAGUAUAAAGACGAGCAGCAGGACGACAACAUGCUUAUCUGUUAAAUUCGUUGCGUUAUGAAUUGUAAUAUAUGUGAUUUUGCUUGCGAAUUGUUUACUAAGCAAUAAUGAAAGUUUAUUGGCAUUGAUCGUAAUAAUUAAGAAUAGGAUAAUUUAUGAAUACUCACAGAAUAGUUUUUUGCUAAAUGGAUUAGCAAAGGAUCAAAACCCGUCUGAAAUCGGAGAAGAACAAAAAUGAAGCAAACUUCGAUACCUCUCGAACCAUUGUAAAAUGAAAUUACGCAUUGAAUCAUUUUAUAUAUUAUACAAAGUAAAGAGAAUGUAGCGUAGUUGUAUUUUUUAAGAAAUUGAUGUCUAUCGACUUCGCACAUUCUUGUGAAUUUUAUACCUAGAGAAAUCUUGAAUAUGCACCCUCUUAUUGUUUAUAAGGACUGAAAUUAGUCACUGGACAUGUGUGGAAACUGUCCAUCAUUGCGGUUAUGAAUAUAGGUUACAAUUUAUAUAUUUAAACUUCUUUCUACAUUUAAAAUAAAUGAAUGAUGAGCCUAUUCUUUGUGAA
Messenger RNA from Hermetia illucens (black soldier fly), 1731 nucleotides. It is a transcript of the gene pall, whose product is annotated as F-box only protein 28. The coding region runs from base 150 to 1217 and encodes 355 amino acids. Gene Ontology annotation, biological process: protein polyubiquitination. Gene Ontology annotation, molecular function: protein binding. The record is from RefSeq and is a predicted model, not a curated record. The transcript is spliced from 5 exons. Lineage: Eukaryota; Metazoa; Arthropoda; Insecta; Diptera; Stratiomyidae.